This is a messenger RNA of Colletotrichum higginsianum IMI 349063, 1401 nucleotides long. RefSeq lists its product as uncharacterized. NCBI's taxonomy places the organism in Eukaryota, Fungi, Ascomycota, Sordariomycetes, Glomerellales, Glomerellaceae. The transcript has 5 exons. The record is from RefSeq and is a predicted model, not a curated record. The coding region runs from base 1 to 1401 and encodes 466 amino acids.
AUGGUCAACCUCCUCUCCCCCAAUUUCAAGCUCGAAGAGGUCACCCCGGAUGACAUGGUCAUUGCAUCGCUGGCCUGGGGCUUCACCCUCGGGUUCGGCUGGCUUACCGUGUGGACGGCCAUCAAGCAGACGACGGCCAUGUACCGACGGCAGGGCGACCGCAUCUACAGGAACGCCUACAUCUGGAUGAUCUGGCUCGAGAUCCUCGUGUGUACCAUCUUCAGUGUCAUUUGCUGGUUGCACCUAAAGGGCAUCAUACCACCGAGCUUUGCUUUUUUCUUCAGCAUUUUGACGACAUGGGCUCUUCAGGUCCAAUUCCUACUCCAAAUCAUCAUCAACCGCUGCGCCAUCUUGCUCACGAACCAGAAGCGCGCGUGGCGGCUCAAGGUUGGCGUCGCCGUGCUCAUCACAGCCAUCAACAUCUCGGUCUACAACAUCUGGAUCCCCGCGCGGCUGCAGAUCUCGGACCGCUACAUCGAGAUCAACGAGUGGUGGGACCGCUGCGAGAAGGUCAUCUAUCUCAUCGUCGACGGCGCGCUCAACAUCUACUUCGUCCGCAUCGUCCAGAAGAACCUCGUCACCCACGGCCUCACAAAGUACAAGCGGCUGACGCGCUUCAACAUGUUCAUCAUUGGCUUCUCGCUGAGCAUGGACGUGCUCAUCAUCGCCAUGAUGAGCCUCAACAACACGUUUGUAUACAUGCAGUUUCACCCCCUGGCUUACAUGGUCAAGCUCAAGAUUGAGAUGUCAAUGGCCGAACUCAUUGGCAAAGUCGCCCGGAAACGUGACCUGGGCAUACUGUCGGCGGCAGACCUGAACGGGAACCGGGAUUCCUACCAACCGUCGGAGUACAGCGUGCAACUGCCCAGCUAUGCCCAAGGACGACCCGCUGUCGGCGGCAUCGACGCGACUCUCCAUUGCGCGAACUUGAACCCGAUCGAGCUCAACAGCGUGACGAACCCGAGAGUGCCGACCCUGCGAGGCGUCAAUGUCGCGGCCGUCAGCUCGGGCCCCAGCAGCAGGAGGCCUUCGGUCACGGCGGCGACCACGUCCGAGGACGGGCAGCCCAAGAUGGCCAUCUACAGGACACGAGAGGUCGUGGUUCAGAUCGAGAGGCUCCACGACCAGGGCCACGACCACCACCACCAUCACCAGCAGAUGAGCCACAUUACACUGGACGACGACGAAGCGUACGAGGCGGCGAACCACGACGACGACGCGUCGACCAAGGGCCUCAGCAACGCGCAAAAGUCCCUCGCCCUGCCGGACUACCAGGCCCCAUGGGCCGCGCAGGAGUUCAGCACCAAGAUCUGGGACGGCACCAACUGCGACGAGGACCCCAACCUGCCGACAUCGUCAGCGAAGGUCGGCGCGGAACAGCAGGGAGGCCACAACGCAUGA